Messenger RNA from Phalacrocorax carbo (great cormorant), 1257 nucleotides. The record is from RefSeq and is a predicted model, not a curated record. Lineage: Eukaryota; Metazoa; Chordata; Aves; Suliformes; Phalacrocoracidae.
GUGGCCAUGGGGUGUCACCACUGGGGACAUGGGUUGGUGCUGGGGACAUGGAUGGUGGCCGUUGGGUACCAGCCUUUGGGAUGUGGGUCGGUGCCUGUGCACCUGACUUGGAGGGUGGCCCCGGGACGUGCGCUGGGGACCCGGCCGGUGGCUGGGGGUGCUGUGGCCACGUGGCCCUGCCCCAGUGCGAGGCCAUGGAGGUGGCCGGUGGCUGUUUCCUGCAACUAAUCACCGCUAAUUGGCUUUGCCCUGCCCUGGGCCAGGGAGCCCAUGGGGGUGGGGGGGGCACGUUGGGGCAUAAGAGGAUUGCCCUGCCUCCUUCUUAAGGCUCAGCCACCCCGGGGACCCACUCCCUGCCUGCCUGCCUGCCUGCCUGCCCACCCGGCCCCAGCCCUAUGCCACGCACCCGGGGGGACAAGGACACGGAGGCCCCAGGCAAGGGGAAAGGUGGGGAGGUGGGUGAGAAAACCCCCAAAGCUCCAGAGGACGGUGGCCACCCGGACACCAAGAGCCCUGGCUCCGAGUCCCGGCACAGCAGCCACGGGCAGAAGAACAGCAAGAAGGUCCACGGGGACCCCCACGCUGCCGCCACCAAGACCUACUACCCCUUCCUCAACACUGUCUUUGGCAAGGAGCGGGACCUGUCACCAGAGGAGCUGGACGAGCUGCUGGACGCCUUCAAGGAGUUCGACACAGACCAGGACGGGUACAUCAGCUACAAGGACCUGGGCGCCUGCAUGCGCACCCUGGGGUACAUGCCCACCGAGAUGGAGCUCAUCGAGAUCUCCCAGCACAUCAAGAUGAGGAUGGGCGGCCGCGUGGACUUUGAGGACUUUGUGCAGAUGAUGGGGCCGAAGCUGCGGGAGGAGACGGCUCACAUGGUGGGCGUGAGGGAGCUCAAGAUAGCCUUCCGUGAGUUCGACAUGAAUGGGGACGGGGAGAUCAGCAGCGCGGAGAUGCGGGAGGCCAUCACGGCGCUGCUGGGGGAGCAGCUGAAGGCGCAGGAGAUGGAUGAGAUCCUGCAGGACGUCGACCUCAACGGGGAUGGGCACGUGGACUUUGAUGAGUUUGUUAUGAUGCUGUCGUCCCGGUAACGAAGCCUUGGGGCAGGAGGGGGGACCCUCCCCCCCAUCCCCGAUCCUUGUCAGGCGACCCUGCCAGGCCAACCAGCCCAACCUCCUCGCCAGCAUUAGGGUUCAGAGUGAACAGCCAGAGCUGAGCUUGCAUCUGGGAACGGGGCAGACAUGAGAGCCUCAA